Messenger RNA from Hansenula ciferrii, 2934 nucleotides. RefSeq names its product GTPase-activating protein BUD2 (gene BUD2). Bases 1 to 2934 code for a protein of 977 amino acids. Gene Ontology annotation, biological process: regulation of GTPase activity. The transcript has a single exon. NCBI's taxonomy places the organism in Eukaryota, Fungi, Ascomycota, Saccharomycetes, Phaffomycetales, Wickerhamomycetaceae. The record is from RefSeq and is a predicted model, not a curated record.
AUGAGCUACGGCCAGACUUUGGACUCAAGAUCAAUCAGAAGCGCCAUCAAAGAAUCUCAAGGAGAAUUUAGAGAGCAUAUAGACUGGUCUAUCUCUGGAGAAAAAUAUGAAACCAACACAAUCAAAAUCACUAAUCAUGGUGAACUACUAGUAUUACAAACAUCGGAAAAGCUAAUAAGGAGUCUUCAUUCGUGCUCUAUACAGAUUGUUGACAGUGUGCUAGUGGUGCAAAGCUAUAAUCUAAAAGCAAAAUUGUAUCUGAGACCAACAGAUAGACCGACAUUUAUCAAAUUAUUUGCAUCUUUACUAUUUUGGCAAAGCCUCAGGCCAAGGGGUAUAGUGAAUAAGAGAUUAUCUUUACCUUAUGAAACCUCUCAAGGAACAUUAUCAGAGAAUUUAUUGGUUUGCAGUUGUAAAAUCUUUGGUCAAAUACCCAAAAAUAAAAAUGUUGAAGUUUUAGAAGGUCCAUCUGUACCUCUAUUUCCUGAUACUAAUGAAGGUUGGUUCACAGCUAUGGUGGUUUUGAAAUCAAAUGGUAUCUUAGAGCUUCUAGGUGAAUCUGAUGGAUCGUUGUUGUAUUCUAUUGAUAUUAAAUUAUUAUCAAGAUCAGAAAUUAGAGAAAUUCAUACAUCAAUUUUUGAAUCUUCAAAUUAUUUAUUUGUUGGUGUUAUUGGACCUUUAAGAAAUGAAACCAAAUUCAUUAAAAAUUCAACUCGUGAUUUAAUUCCAUCAAUUUCAAAGGAAAAUUUAAAAGUUUCAAGAAUUAUUUUAGAAUUCCCAUAUAGAAUUGAUGUUGAAGAUUGGUUAGUUGCAUUAUCAGCUUUCGCUAAAAGAGAAUAUGUUGGUUUAGAUAGCAGCAACUUACUUAGAGUACCAAGAAAUGUUAGUAUUGGUAUAUUAGAAGCUUCAUUAAAUGAACAUUUGAGUGAAAUUAGUGGUGAGUUUUCUAAAGUUUAUGCAGAAAUUCAUGUGUGGAAUACACCAUGGGUAAGAACUUCAAUUAUUGAAAGUUCGAAAAAUCCAUUUUUCAGGGAAAACUUUGAGUUUGAAAUACCAUUCACCACAACUAAAUUUCAUGUUGUUUUGAAAAGGGCUCUUGGUACACGUUAUUAUUUGGAUGAUCAAAUUUUGGGAUAUUCAACAAUUGAUAUAGCAACUUUAAAUGAUGAAACUUUCAAUCAGGAAACUAGAAUUCCAUUAUAUUUAAAUAAUAUUCAAGUUGGACAAUUCUGUGUUACUAUAAAUAAUGAAAAAAAUUAUAUCUUACCACCCGAUAAUUUUAAUAAUUUUGAACAAAUGAUGCUAAAUUUAGAUCCAAAAAAACUUUUAAGAUAUGUAUUGAAGAAGCAAAGUGGAUCAAAUCUAGAGCCUAUAUCAAUCACAUUAUUGGAUAUUUUCCAGUCAUUACAAAAAGAGAAUGAGUGGUUCAGUGCAUUGAUUGAUGAAGAAGUUAAUAAAACAUCAUUGGGUAAAACAACUAUGAAUGAUACUUCUCAAUUAUACAAUUCUUUAUUUAGAGGUAAUAGUAUUUUGACAAAAUCUUUAGAAAUUUAUAAUUUAAGAGUUGGUCAAGAAUAUUUAGAGAAAGUUGUUGGUAAAGUUAUAACUAAAAUCAUCUCAAAUAAUAGAAGUACAGAAAUUGAUCCAAUGAGGGUUAAUGAACCCGAUGAAUCACUAAAAUCUGAUAUUUUGGAACAUAAUAUGGAAUUAUUGCUACAAUAUAGUGAAGAAAUUUGGACAAGAAUAUAUAACACAUCAAAUGAUUUACCCCAACAAAUCAAACAACAACUCAUACAACUCAGAAAAAAGAUUGAAAUGUAUACAAAUGAUCUAGGGAUAACAUUAAAUUGUAUCACUGGGUUUUUAUUUUUAAGAUUUUUCUGUCCUGUGAUACUAAAUCCAAAGCUGUUCUUUUUAACAAAAGAUCAUCAAACUGGUGAAAUUAAAAGAACAUUGACACUUAUAUCCAAGAUUUUGUUGACAUUUUCCAAUAGAGUCCUUUUUGGUGCUAAAGAACCCUUCAUGAUGGGGAUGAACGACUUAUUUAUCAAAAAACAUGAAUCUGAGUUGAUUGAUUAUCUAGAUAAAGUCACUGGUAAAAAGUUAGAUUUCACAGGAAAACAUUUGAAAUUAAGUUCAUCAAUUGAAAGAACUGAUAUUGUCUUGACUUCCAAGACUUUGUUGAAAGAACUACCAACUGUUCCGUAUCUCAUUGACAAAUAUUUAAGAUUGGAUCAAUUAGUUGAUAAACUCUCAACUGAAUUUUUAGAUCCUAAAUUCAUUGACGAUUAUGCCGAAAAUGAUCAAGAAGUUGAAGAAGAUCCAGAAUCAUCACAAGCUGAAUUAUAUAAAAUUGGUUCAUUAGAAUUUGAAAAACUAGUCAUCAAAAGUGAUCAAGAACAAUCAAAAGAUUCACAGGAUUUUGAAUUUGGUUCCGAAGAAUUCAUCAAAAAUUUAUUACAUACCAAUGAAAGUGAGACCAUUUUUAAUUAUAUGAAUUCAAAUAGUUCACUAAAAGAUUUAAUCAUUGAAGCUGAUAGACUGAGUGCUAAAAAGUCCCGUCUUGCCGCAAAACUUUCAUCAUCAGAAACUGCAUCAGAUAUUGAUGGUUUAGAUUCAUUCAUUGACGAUUUAUUAUCAACAACCAUAAUUGAUGACCAAAAAUCAAUUCAUAAAACUGAAAGGGGAAUCUCAGGUGCAAAAUAUUUAUCGAGCAAUUCAUCAUAUAAUGUAUUAAGAUUAAAAUUCUUGAGUGAAGCUGAUUCGGCACCUUCCAUUGCACCUUCUGCUAGAAGAUUUUCAAAGAUGAUCAGAUCUGCCAGUAUAAAUACCAUGAGUUCUUUUGGUACUAUCACAAAUGAAAAUGGUGAAUUUGUUAGAUUGGACUCUCCAAAGAAAUCUGGUUUUAGAAAAUGGUUAAGAAAAGAUAAAUAA